This is a messenger RNA of Gekko japonicus, 2291 nucleotides long. It is a transcript of the gene SLC75A1, whose product is annotated as major facilitator superfamily domain containing 10. Gene Ontology annotation, molecular function: transmembrane transporter activity. The transcript is spliced from 12 exons. Bases 1 to 1395 code for a protein of 464 amino acids. The record is from RefSeq and is a predicted model, not a curated record. Gene Ontology annotation, cellular component: brush border membrane. Gene Ontology annotation, biological process: transmembrane transport. NCBI's taxonomy places the organism in Eukaryota, Metazoa, Chordata, Lepidosauria, Squamata, Gekkonidae.
AUGCCUGGGAAGCUGUCCAUGGGAGCUGUCCAAGAAAGCAGGAGGCCCCUUGAGAGGCCUUUGAGAACCGAAGAGGCCUCCACUCGCGUGAUCACCACAGUCUUCGUCGCGCUCCUCAUCGAUCUCUUGGGCUUCACGCUCAUCUUGCCACUCCUGCCUUCCAUCCUUGAUCAUUACAGCAAGAAUGACGGUGGCUUGUACAUGACCUUGCAGCAUGGGGUGGACAGGUUUGCUGCAGUGGUUGGAGUGCCUCCGGAAAGGAAGUACAACAGUGUCUUAUUUGGCGGUCUGAUUGGCUCCAUGUUCUCCAUCCUUCAGUUCUUUGCCUCUCCCCUCACUGGGGCUGCGUCUGACUACUUUGGGAGGAGGCCAGUCAUGCUGCUGACUGUGACGGGCCUGAUCGCCUCCUAUUCCUUGUGGGCUGUUUCCAAGAGUUUUGAGCUCUUCCUCUUCUCCAGAGUCAUUGGCGGAAUAAGCAAAGGGAACGUCAGCCUCUCCACCGCCAUCAUUGCUGACCUGGCUUGUCCAAGAGCGCGGAGCAAGGGCAUGGCGAUGAUUGGCGUGGCCUUCUCCUUGGGCUUCACGCUGGGCCCCCUGCUCGGAGCCUUCCUCGCCAUGGAGACGGAGAAGGGAGAAGUCGUCUAUCUUUGGUCGGCUCUCUUGGCUGUCACGUUUGCCGUUACUGACCUGGCCUUCCUUUUCUUCAUGUUACCAGAGACACUCCCCAAAGAAAAACGGGUGCCCUCCGUGACGUCUGGUUUCCAGUCAGUCACCGGCCUCCUCAGUCCCUGGGCUUUGUUCCAGUUCUCUGCAGUAAGCCACGGAAUGGACCCCCCUUCAGAAAAGAAUCUCAGGAUCUUGGGCCUGGUGUAUUUCCUGUACCUCUUCUUGUUCUCCGGUCUGGAGUACACUCUGAGUUUUCUCGUCCAUCAGCACUUCCACUUCAGCAGCAUGCAGCAAGGGAAGAUGUUUUUCUUCAUUGGGAUCACAAUGGCUUUGAUCCAGGGUGGCUACACUCGCCAAAUCAAGCCUGGAAAUGAACUCAAGACUGUCAAGACGGCAAUUUUGUUGUCAGUUCCUGCUUUCCUUUUAAUUGGCUGGAGUGGGGGCAUGAUCCACUUGAGCGCAGGACUGCUGCUGUACUCCUUUGCUGCUGCUGCCGUGGUUCCAUGUUUGUCCACAGUGGUGUCGGGCUACGGGCCGGCAAGCCAGAAAGGAACCAUGAUGGGCACCUUACGGAGUUUGGGGGCCCUCGCCAGAGCCAUGGGACCCAUCCUGUCAGCAGCAGUGUACUGGCUGGCAGGAGCUGAAGUUUGUUUCACUGCCUGUGCUUUUUUGUUCUUGAUUCCCGUCGCUCUGCUCGGAUGCAUUCAGGAGCAAAUGAAAAAAGAAUAAGCAGCCCUGCCUUUUUCCUAGGAAUGGAGCUACGGCUGGCCAAGAAACAGUUUAUGGGGCUUCCUCUGGUGUUACAGCCAACUCCAACCUCCACUGUUCCUCUGGAACCUGCAAAGGCCCUGGCACUUCUAGAUAGUUCUGUGCAGACACUGGGGAGUUCAGUGUGACUGAUGUAAUUUUGGCUGCGCUGAGUGGAAGAGACCCUGAACAGAAAUCUCAGUUGCUGUCUUUUAACAGCCUACGCUCUUUGACAUAAAAGUGUUUGUAUAUCUUGCCAACUUGCCGUGACAUUGCAGAGUAGCAACGCUUCAUGUUGAAGAGGAAAAAAAUUAUUCAGUGAAACGGAAGUGUGCUCGACAGUCCCUGUCGUUGUCUGCGAGUGAUCACAAUGCCAUUUUGUGAAAUUUCCCAGAGGGCAUCAUCCACUCUCGCUUUGAGCCUACCAAAGAGGGACCAAAGUGUUUUUCCUAGCACAAAUCAGCCAAGGCCAGUGAUCGUUGCAGGUAUUGUCAACAGGAACUUAAGCAAGUUCUAAACUAAAGACCCGGGUAGCUUGCCGAAGGUCUGUGUUCCACUGUUAGCCUUGGGAGUCAAAGACCAGCGAGCAGCCUUCAUGCUUGUGGUACUCACUACCUUGGGGUGUGAGAGAACCUAAAAAGCCCCCAGUGCAUUCUGGAAUCCAUCAGGAUUUAUCAGCCAUGGUAUGUUGACCAUUUUAACCAGGCCCCCUUUCAUGUGGGGUGUUGGAGCCACUUUUAAGUAGGCAGUGAUCAAAACAUGGUCCAGCAUGAAUCUCCAGCCCUGAAACCAAACCUUCCCACAAAGACUCAGUGCAAAAGAUUAAGUCCAGGGCAUGACCACUUUCAUGUUUUGGGGCAGUCACAAUUUGGGAGAGA